Trichomycterus rosablanca is the source of this 1288-nucleotide messenger RNA. RefSeq names its product TNF superfamily member 13 (gene tnfsf13). The coding region runs from base 126 to 866 and encodes 246 amino acids. Gene Ontology annotation, molecular function: tumor necrosis factor receptor binding; receptor ligand activity. Gene Ontology annotation, biological process: immune response. The record is from RefSeq and is a predicted model, not a curated record. The transcript has 6 exons. NCBI's taxonomy places the organism in Eukaryota, Metazoa, Chordata, Actinopteri, Siluriformes, Trichomycteridae. Gene Ontology annotation, cellular component: membrane.
AUUUAGGAAUUGUCCUUGGCAACUGAGUUUGAAAGGCCCUUUGUUUGGCCGCAUGUGAGUAAUCCAGGCGUUCCUCCCCUCACAGCCCUCAGAUGACAUUACGAAAGUGAAAGUUCCUGGAAUAAAUGCUAUUUCCCAAGAACAGAGAUUUCUCAGACGCUGGUUUUAUAGCCCGAACCUGCUGCACAGAAGUGCAGAGCGCGUGUCUGAUUCCUGCCAUGCAGAAGUGUGUGGUGUUGUGUUUUCUCGUGUGUAUCGUCUGUCUCGUGGUUCUUCUCCACCUGUACUGGACCCACAGCUGGAUCCUGAUGGAGCUGGACAGAGUCAGACAGGAGCGCAGUAACUACCACUGCUCCUGCUCAGGGGUGCAGAUGACUCUGGCCUGUGGAAAAAACAGAGGAAAAAGGGACGUGAAUUCACAGAAGAUACCCAGACAGAGGAGACAAACAGAGCAGCGCACCUUCCUGCAGCUGGUUCCUUCCUCCACUCAGUCUUAUGAUGAGCAGGAUAUGACUGUGCUUAUCUGGGCCGUCGGGCGAAGCCAGGGCGCCGGGCUGAAGGUCUCGGGGGAUUCCAUCACUGUAGUGACUGAGGGCCCAUACUUCAUUUACAGCCAGGUCCUCUAUAAGGACCCCACCUGGCUGAUGGGUCACGUGAUCACCAAGCGUCUGAGAAGCGCCGAGACGAAGCUGAUGAAGUGCCUGAAGAGCAUGCCCAGUAACGUCAGCGAACCUUACAACACGUGCUACACUGCAGGCGUUCACUUCCUGGAGUCGGGCUCCGUUUUGGAACUUUCCGUCCCCCGCAGAUCUGCUGACCUGGUCCUGUCGGCUCAGGCCACCUUCAUGGGCAUCUUCAGUAUCUGAGCUUCAGACCUCACACGCUUCACUAGCGAGCUCUCGCUUGCAUGGCUACAACACAUGAAUUGAAAAAUUAGAAGGGGCGUCCCAAUACUUUUGUCCUUAUAAAAUUGCCCUAAGUGUGAGUAAGUGGAUUGGCAGAUGGUCUAGGGAGUCAGUUCACCCUGCUUCUGUGUUCUGCCGGCUACACCGCGACCCUGAUCAGGAGAAAGCAGUUACUGAACAUGGAUGAAUGAAUGGAUGUUAAGGCGCGGUGUGUCCAGCAGGUGGCAGCAUUGUUCAUCAUUCCGUGUGUUGGAUUUAUUGUAUUUGUUUACAUGUUGCUGGAUGUUUGAUGUGGGUAGACAUUUGGGAUGAUUUUAAGGUUCUUGAGUAGAUAAAAGCCUUAAAAUUAUUAAUAAAGAUAAAUAAAUGAAUGACCUUAAAAA